AUUAUUUCGAGUUAUAUCUUUUUUAUUAUAUAUUCAAUUUCUUUCACAAGCCCCUUUAAGUUGAAAUCUCGAUAUUACAAUCUAACAUGAAGUUUCUGACGAUCUUCGACAAGUUGAAUUUUCAAAAUGGCGAAGCGCACAGGAGUGGAAAAUCAGUUUUGUGUUGUGCCAAGAAAGUCGAUAAAACUUCUUGGUGAGUCAGUUGGUAUUAGUUAUUUAUCUAGCGAAGUUGCAGCUACUGUAGCUGAGGACGCCUCUUAUAGAAUACGCCAGAGUAUUCAGGUAUUGUAUAAAUUUUAUUUUCACUAUUUUUAAUUUGUGUUGGUGUAAUCAGUAAUGUACUCAGGUGAAUAUGAUUAAUAAAUCUCACUGUUCUCACAUUGUCUCUUAUUCUGUUAGCAUGUUAUUAUCUUGAUAAUGUAUUGUAUGUGAAAACUAUAAUGUAUUGUAUGUGAAAACUCUUUUCUCUUAUGUUGAACUGUCAGAGUGCAAGCCAGUUUGUUAAACACGGUAAAAGAGAUCACAUGACAGGAGAUGACAUAAACAGGGCUUUAUUUUGGAGUCACGUUGAGGUAAGGAUUGUCACACCAUCAUGAUAAUUACCAAAACAGUGGAUACAUUAUUUGGCCCAAAAUAGUGUAAGUGUGAUGUUUUUGCAACUCCAUUGUUUACCCUGCCAAUUAAUGUUGAAAAAUUCGAGUAUAUUAUCUAUCACAGCACAAUUUACUGCUGACCAUUCAGAUAUGUUGCUAAUUGUGCCAUUAAAUGGUUUUUAGAAGGCUUUAAAUUAUGUUUAUGUCAAAACCAAACAUUGAUUUUUCUAGCCAAUUUAUGGAUAUGGUUCAAAAAACAGCAAUAUAUUCAGCAGCAUAUCAACAAAGGAUGGAGAUCUCUUCUUUCAUGACGAUAAGGAAAUCAACUUGAGAGAACUUGCAUUUUCAAAGGGAUUCUCGUCAUUAAGUGACCUUGGCAGCUGUGAAAUCAGUGUUGAAGGUAAUAGUCAAAUAAUGUUCCGUAUUUUAAUGAUUCGAACUCUCAAAAUUGUCAUGAUGCGACAACUGACACUUUGACUUGAUGUGACAACUGGCAUGUUGACAAUGUCACUGGUUUUAGCCAGUUGUUUCCUCCUGCUGGAAACACUGGAUGAAUGUUGGAUGGGCUUAAAACUUCACACCUUAUAAAUAAAAAAAAUGUAUAACUGAUAGAGGCAGUUAUGUAUGCCCUGAAAAUAAGGUCAUGGUACCGUAUAAAACCAGGCAUGGCUUUUUCUUCAUUUUUAGUUUCGGUGUUGGAUAAAACAUUGGCAAGUAAAAGUGAUAGUCAAGGUAGGCAGCACUACUGCAUUUCAUUUUAUAUUUAGUUCCCCAGUGAUAAUUGUUCAACAUAUUGUAAUUUCUUCAGGUGAUACUGAACCAUCAACUGCCAAACUACCUGAAUUUGAAAGUCUCAAUCCAGUAAGUUCAUUUUUUGUAGCAUUGUUUACAGUACAUUAUUUUCUCCAUGUGAACUAAUUUAUAUUUUAUUGCAUGUACUGUAAUUGUACGUGAUCAUUAUACCAAGUGGUUUUAUUUCAAAGGUUUCAAAAUCAUAUUUCAACCAAGUGACAAGAAAUAUAAUUGCUGCUGAUAUUGAAACAGUUAAGGUACUGAACAUUGAUACUUCCUCCAUGUAGAUUUUAUCAAUUUCUGGAGUUAAGCAAUGCAUGGGGUUCAGGGGACGAGAAUAGAUCCUGAAAUCAAACUCAACUGGUCUGCGACUAAGGUAGACCCUGCCCCAAUAGCUUUUGAAUUUGGCUUACUAGUUAUUUUAGCCUUAAUUUUAGACUAUUUGUGGAGUUGACACUCGUCAGGCAUUUACUCCAGGUUUAGAGGAGCUUAAGCUAAAUGCCCUCCACAUGGUCAAAAAAUUGAGUUAACUAGCUGUUUUAAUAUGUUUAGAUAAUUCUUGAUGAUUUGAAAACGAAUCCAAGAAUCCAAAUUCUUCUUCCAUAUUUGAUCAACUUUAUAACAACUGCGGUAAGAUUUUUUAAAACAUUAAUAAUAGAUAUGUAGUUCAUAUAGAUUAAGAUAUGUGUUAAUUUACAGUUUGAAAGUUAGAUUUGUGCAGUAUACAUUCAUUGCCCCGACUGAAGCAAGAAAAUUUCUAUCAUUGCAGAUGCAGACCCUGAGCGAAGAUAAUUUAAAACUUGUGAGAGUAUUUGAACUUGUCAAAGCUUUGGUUGACAACAAGCAUCUCUAUUUAGAACCUUAUGUGAGUACUGUACAACAUAAAAAUACUAACUUGACAACUUGUGUUUAAUGAUGGAACUAUCCAGUAUAAACCACGAAACAGUGAUAAACACUAGGGGGAGGGCAGCCUCCUCCUACCCUGCCCUCCUCCAACCCACCCCAACGCCCAAUACCACCCCACCUCGCCUCUGAAAAGAACAGUUUAGAACUGGUAGUAAGAUCUGUCCAAUAUAAGAAUCUGUAUUCUAUAGGUUGUCCAGUUAGUACGAGCAGUAAUGUACUGCCUUGUUGAAAAACCUGGCUCAAAAAUUUCAACCAGCUGGUUUGAUGACUGGAGCUUACGAAAAAAAUCUGCACAGACGCUCUGUCAUAUUGAUAGG
This is a messenger RNA of Paramuricea clavata, 2608 nucleotides long. The record is from the annotation of a GenBank genome assembly. NCBI's taxonomy places the organism in Eukaryota, Metazoa, Cnidaria, Anthozoa, Malacalcyonacea, Plexauridae.